This is a messenger RNA of Linderina pennispora, 1105 nucleotides long. RefSeq lists its product as uncharacterized. Bases 76 to 1011 code for a protein of 311 amino acids. Gene Ontology annotation, cellular component: nucleolus; nucleoplasm. NCBI's taxonomy places the organism in Eukaryota, Fungi, Kickxellomycota, Kickxellomycetes, Kickxellales, Kickxellaceae. The record is from RefSeq and is a predicted model, not a curated record. The transcript is spliced from 2 exons.
UUCUUUGCCUUCCCUCUUCAGCAAUUUCCAGGUUCUCUGUCCAUUUUGUUUAUACGCGGCACCAGUUACGAGAACAUGGCGAACGACAAAGUCAACGAACUGAUCAAACUGCAUGCGCUCCUGACCGAGCUUGGUCUGGAGAAGACCGUCACCACGCUGAUGGCCGAGGCGGCCCAGCUUGGUACCGAUAAUAAGCAGGUCCAAAAGUUCCUGGAAUCUAUCCUAAUCAAGGAGGGCCAGAUGGAGGUUGACAAGCCAGAGGACCAGAAGGCGAAGAAAUCGAAGAAGGAGAGCUCGUCGUCUAGUUCUUCUAGCUCAUCCAGCUCGUCUCGAGCUCGUCCUCUAGCUCGUCCUCGAGCUCGUCAAGCUCUGAGAGCGAAGAUGAGAAGAAGAAGUCAGGUUCUAGCAGCUCUUCGUCGUCGUCGUCGUCAGUCAGUCAGCAGCAGCAGCAGCAGCAGCGAAUCUGGAAGCGAUUCGAGCUCUAGUCUCCAGCUCCUAGCUCUGAUUCUGGUAGCUCUAGCAGCGAUUCGAGCUCAGGAUAGCUCCAGCUCUGAUUCUGACAGCUCUAGCUCAGACUCGGAUUCCGAUAGCUCAAGCAGCGACAGCGAUUCGUCGUCGUCGUCGUCGUCGUCGUCGUCAGACAGCGAUUCGUCUUCAUCCUCGGACUCGGAGGACGAGAAGAAAAAGGAUGAGCCCCCAGCAAAGAAGCGGAAGGUUGAGUCGGCACCUGCCCCAAAGCCCAAGCAGGAGGCUGUCAUUGCCCAGAAGGCUGCUCCGGCAAACACAAGCAGCGGAUUCCAGAAGCGCGGUACUGUCGCCCAACGCGCCCAAGGUACCGACAACCGGUACAUGAGCAAGGGCGGUGUUGAUGGCGAUUUCGGCUACAAAGCCCACCGCGACCUGAUCGUGACCCGCGGAAAGGGAUUCACCAAGGAGAAGAACAAGAAGAAGCGCGGGUCGUACAGCGGCGGCAAGAUCACCAUGGAGUCGCACUCGAUCAAGUUCGACUAGUGCCGGAUGUGACUUUUUCACUCUGUCGCUUGCCUCCUCACCCUCCCUAUACAACUACUUUGCACUAAAAAAUACUCCAAUACCAACCUUCUAC